Messenger RNA from Phyllostomus hastatus (greater spear-nosed bat), 1050 nucleotides. RefSeq names its product colorectal cancer associated 2 (gene POU2AF3). Lineage: Eukaryota; Metazoa; Chordata; Mammalia; Chiroptera; Phyllostomidae. The record is from RefSeq and is a predicted model, not a curated record. Gene Ontology annotation, cellular component: cytoplasm. The transcript is spliced from 5 exons. Gene Ontology annotation, molecular function: DNA binding; POU domain binding. Bases 56 to 814 code for a protein of 252 amino acids.
GCUGAGUCCUUGCAGCUGCAGCAUCCAGCCACGAACCCAGCUUCUGCUGACCACCAUGUCGGAAAAGCCAAAGGUGUAUCAAGGUGUCCGGGUGAAGAUCACAGUGAAGGAGCUGCUGCAGCAGAGAAGGGCUCACCAGGCAGCCUCAGGGGGAACACUCUCCGGAGGGAACAGUGUCCACCUUUCAGAUCCAGUCACACCACCUUCUUCAGUCUACUUUGAAACUGAAUCGAAUUCUUCCACACCUAAUUAUUUUCAACCCCGAGAAUUUUCCAGUCAUGUUUCUUGUGAAGAAAACCCAAGCUGCCUUGACCAGAUCUUGGAUUCCUACCUUCAGACGGAGACACACCCCGACCCUUUGCUCAAUUCCAUGCAAAGUACUCCCCACUAUUUCCAGGACAGCUUCCAGGUGGCCCCUUUCUGCUUUAACCAGAGCCUGACCCCAGGAUCACCUUCAGAUUCCUCCACUCUCUCUGGCUCUUUAGACUACAAUUACUCGCCAGCACAUCUACCUUCAUAUGCUGUGGAGAAUUACAAUUCUCCUCCUUCUCUGGAUACCAGAAACUGCGGCUAUCCAUCAGAAGACUACUCCUACCCUCCCUUGCCCUCCCAUGCCCAGGACGACUGCUUCUUCCCAGCCCCCACCUCAGGCUGCUACUGUGUGUCCUGUGAGGCAGAACACUUGGCCACCGUAAGAACAUCUGAGUAUUUUUCCUGUCCCAGCACAGACUAUGUGAACUUUGAUACCUCGCCAACAGCAUCCAGUGAUUUCUAUACCAGGGAAACAAACUGUGAUAUCUGCUAUAGUUCAUAGAGUUUCAUUAAUUUGGAAUAUGGCGUGCAUAUGUCUAUUGUUCUGCCGCACCAAAUGACAACUUGAAAUAGGUAACUUGUUAACAAAAUAUCACAGGCACAGUUUACAUGCCAUUUUCAGUUUUCUGACACUAACUUAGGCGUUAAGAUGAACCAGACCCUGUGUUUGUGCCUACUUUGUAUGCUUAAAGUUAAAAGUUUUGUUAGGAACAUUCAGUUGUUUUACUUUUCUGUAUA